Messenger RNA from Lethenteron reissneri (Far Eastern brook lamprey), 9372 nucleotides. RefSeq names its product rho guanine nucleotide exchange factor 11-like. Gene Ontology annotation, biological process: G protein-coupled receptor signaling pathway. Gene Ontology annotation, molecular function: G protein-coupled receptor binding; guanyl-nucleotide exchange factor activity. The record is from RefSeq and is a predicted model, not a curated record. Gene Ontology annotation, cellular component: cytoplasm. Lineage: Eukaryota; Metazoa; Chordata; Hyperoartia; Petromyzontiformes; Petromyzontidae.
GCGGACCCCGCUCGAGACGGGCCCUGCUCGCUCCGUCGCUCGUUCGCUCGCUGCGUCCCCCCCGCCGCCGCCGCCGCCGCUCACGGCCGCUUCCUCCGUCACGGGAGAUGAGGAGGCGCGACGAGGAGGCGUGACGAGGUGCAGAAGAAGACGGAGGGGCAGGAGGAGAGACGCUCGCACACACGCGCACACCAGGAGACCGUGAAGGAGGUCGUCAGGAUAUCCAUGAGCCCCGAGGUCGCAUGAGUGAGGCGACGCGGCCGCCCAUGAGCCUCGCCUCGGACCCGGGCGGCGCCAGGCCAGAAGGCCCUCCGGUGGAAGGGAGAUCAGGGGCCUGUGUCAGCGUGGAGAGGUCCUACUCUUUCGAUGUGGACGCCACAGGAAUGGUCCAGAGAUGCGUGAUUGUCCAAAAAGACGAGUUUGGCUUUGGGUUGACGGUCAGCGGAGACAACCCCGUGUUUGUGCAGUCUGUCCGGAAAGAUGGCGCGGCCAUGCGUGCUGGAGUACAGCAGGGAGAUCGCAUCAUUAAGGUCAAUGGGACACUGGUUACCCAGUCGAAUCACCUUGAAGUUGUCAAGCUCAUCAAGUCGGGUUCGUACGUGGCGCUGACGUUACUGGGCCGGCCCCCCGGCUGCCCCGAGCCCCCGCCAUCGCUCGCCGACGCGCGCCACGACAGCCUGCUGUCCCUGGUGGGCUCGCCGGGCCUCUCGCCUGACCACAACUCCUCCCAGCUCGCCGGCUCCAGGGACAGCAGCAGCUCGUCCCCCGGAACAAACGAUGAGCACCGGGGCGUGCUGCGUGACGGGAGGCCAGGCCUUCAGCGAAUGCUCGAGCAAGCCAAGGAAGAGCGGGAGCGUUUGUUGGAGGAUCCACGGAGCGCGGAAGUUCCUCAUCUGAUCAACGAGAUCCGCAGCAUCGAAGCUCGCAUCCAACAGCUAGAGCAGCGGCUCCGCAGGGCCGGUGAUGGGACGCAGGACUUUGUUGAUGGUUUUCAAGAAAGCAAGAGUGGUGCCAAGUUGGUGAGGCAGCAUGGUGAGGAAAAUGCCGCCGGCCAGCCCGACCUUCUCUCCUCAUUGCCAGAGAACUUUAUGGGCAAGAAGCUGCAGGACCUGGAGGAAAACUCAAGCCUGGCGAGUGGCAAGGGGGCAGCCCGACGUGCCAUGUCACAUGACAUUCACUCCACUCACUCCGACAUCCCUGUCAACCACAUGAUUCCACCGUGCAGUGCGCCACCAACAACCAUCUUCCCCCAGCACUCCAUCAUCGGCCCUGAGGAUGAGGACUUUCCUUCAGACAGCGAGCAGGCCGAUAACCAAGCGGUGUUUGCGCGCCUGGAGAGGGUCAAGGAGCGGCCGGCACACAUGGCGGUGUUCCUGCAGUACGUGGUGUCCCAGCACGACCCUGCACCGCUGAUGCUGAAUCUGAUGGCAGACGCAGUUCUACAUUCGAAGGAGCCUCGCAAGAUGUUUACUUCCCUUUACAUGCUCUUUCUCGAUCGACACGCGCCCUUGAAGGUGACACUGGCAGAUUCCAUCCAGAGCGAGUUUGAUGAAGCCAAAAACCGGGAGGAUGUCCCAGAGGCAACGCUGGGAGAAGCUCGGGAGAGCGUGCUCAGGGUCAUCGAGGAGCAACUCCAGGACUACAGGAGCAAGAGUGAGAUGGGUCUCGGAAGCUUCUACGGGGAGAACGAGUUAAUGAGCCUGAGCGGGGAUCAGGUGGAGGAGCGCAUGGCGGCUGAGCAGCUCUGCGCCAAGCUCAUGGACAUCAUUGGGAAAAUGGAGGAGGACAGAAGGAACGCCAUGGUGCAGGUGAUCACCACGUACAUGCACGGCGUCGGGGUGAAGAUGAAGUGGGCUCGUCCGGUCCCCUCCCUGGAACGGCCCCCUUCCAGCACCGACAAGCGGCUCUUCAACAUCCUGCCCAACAAGAAGAAGCCUGUCCCCAAGAAGGAAAAGGAUCUGAUAAAGGAGAACGACAAGAAAAGAUUCUCGUUGUUUCAAGACAAAUGGAAACGGGAUCGAGAUAAAGGCAGUCAAUUCUAUUUCCCUGCGAUGCCUGUGGCCAACCCAUCCGAUGCAGGCCGCUCAAGCUCUCUGCCCAAGCUGCCCAGGCUGGCGGGCCCCUCGCUCGACGUUUACGAUCUCUCGUCCGAGUCCUCCUCGCCCGGAACGGGGGCCUAUCCCAGCAUCACUCCCAGCAACAGUUCCUCGCCGCGUCUCCUCCCGCGAUACCCAACUGUGGACGAAUCGGACAUGGAGAAUGGUGGCGUUAACCCUUCGAUGGGUCGCCGUUCCUCCGAGCAGCUGGGUGCCACGGACGGGCGCACGCCCAAGCACCGCGUGUCCUUGGAACCCCCAGUGGAGCCCUCGCCGAUCCCCAUGGGGGAUGAGGAUGGAGGGGACUCGGACAGUAUAACCAGCCAGACGGUGUCGGAGUCGGAGAACGUGAGCCGUCAGUCUAUGGUGUCCGUGCCCUCGGAAGACGACCAGUCACGCGAGCCCGAGGAGCUGGAGACGCCCAACUGGCAGCAUUCGGUCGACCCCGAAGUGCUUAAAGACCUUCCCGUCAUUGAGGUCAAGAGGCAGGAGGUCAUCAACGAGCUCUUCCACACGGAGAAGAAGCACGUGCAGAAUCUGAAGGUGCUGUACGAGGUGUUCUACUCGCGGCUGGCGCCCGUCCUCACCAACAACGAGACGUACCAAAUCUUCAUCAACCUCGACGAGAUCCUGCCCAUCCACGAGAGUCUGAACGAAGCCAUGCGGAAGAUAAGAGAGAAGAGCCAGGUGGUGGCCGAGAUUGGAGAUCUGAUGCUGGCCCGGUUUGACGGCGAGGCUGGCGAGGUGCUGAAGGCGGCCACCGCCAAGUUCUGCAGCCUGCAGUCGCAGGCGCUCGACAUCGUGCGCAGCAAGCAGAAGAAGGACCCACGCUUCCAGCAGCUGAUGAUGGAAGCAGAGAGCAAGCCAAAGUGCAGGAGACUGCAGCUCAAAGACUUCAUGCUGACCGAGAUGCAGCGCCUUACCAAGUACCCGCUGCUCCUGCAGAACAUUCUCAAGUACACGCAGGUCGAGCACCCGGACCACAAGAAGCUGCACAAGGCAGGGGAGUGCUGCCGGCGCAUCCUCAAUGACGUCAACGAGACCGUGCGGGAGACCGAGAACGCGCAGAGGCUGGAAGAUUACCAGCGACGGUUGGAUCUCUCUUCCCUGGAGCGAUCCUACAACCCGCUUGUCACCGACUUUAAGAACCUGGAUCUCACACACAAGAAGAUGCUGUACGAAGGUCCUCUCACGUGGAGAGUCAACAAGGAAAAGAGCAUCGACCUGCACGUGCUGCUGUUGGAGGACCUGCUCGUGCUGCUGCAGAAGCAGGACGAGCGGCUGGUGCUGCGCUGCUACAGCAAGACGUCUGCCGGGACGGCGACGGACGCCAAGCAGACCUUCAGCCCCGUCAUCAAGCUGGGCACGGUGCUCGUUCGGCCCGUGGCCACCGAUAAACGAGCCUUUUUCUUGAUCACGACGUCACAGUUGGGCCCACAGAUCUAUGAGCUGGUGGCUGUCACGAGCAAAGAGAUGCUCAUUUGGCAGACACAGUUGGAACAUGCGGUGGAGAAAGAGAAGCAACAGGAAGGCACUCAGAACAUGACCUCCUUCAUCCUGCUCGGGCCGCAGGGGUACAAGAAGCCACGCGCGAGCACGUCACACGAGCACAAAGAUUCCGUUGCGACGGUCGUCGGCAAGCAAGGUGGCGACGACGUCCGGCCGUCCUCCUUCACGUCCCUGUCCGACGACAUUCUGGAUGUGACGGCUGGAAAGGAGGAGAGCGGCGACGUCGCGGCGAGCAGCGGCCUGGACUCCUACAGCGAGCCGGAGGAGGCGCCGCUCAUGACGAGGGUGCCGGAGACGAUGAGCAGCAGGCGGAGCGUGGCGGCGCAGCUCGAGGAGGAGCCGGGCGCGGAGAAGGAGCUGGCCCAAGCCGCCCUGCGCGACGUGGGGCUUCUGCGGAGGAUGCUGGUGCGCCACCUGCGCGUCGUGGCCGGGCCCCGCGACGACGGCGACUUGGAACGCGGCCUCAGCCUCCUGCAGUCCCAGCUGUCGUACAGCCCACACCCCGCUCGGUCCCCCCACCACUCCGCACACGGGGAGGAGGCGGUCGACGGCAGGCGCGGAGAGGCCGACGAGAAGGAUGCGGAUGCGGCGGCGGGGGGGGUAUCCGGUCCUCACGACGGCUGGAAGGGGGACGCGGGACGGGGCGCUGGCGACGCCGUGCACUUUAGCGACGAGGAGCAGAGAUUGGAGCAGAACGGCACGGGGAGCGCGGAAGGGGGGACGGUGCCGAUCAUCCGCCGUGAAGGAAACUAUUUCUUUUUAGCGAGGCCGAGCGGACCCCAGGAGAGCAGCACAGACGACGACCUCGCGGGGGGGGGCGGCGUGGAGAAGCACGAGACGCUUGCCGAGAGCGACGAGGAGGGCGCAGGUGAAGCGGCGGCGGCGUCGCUCUACCGGAGCGAGGAGGUGCCCGAGCGGCUGCAAACUUUCCCGAUCAGCAGCAGCGGGAGCGAUCAUUUCAGCCGCUACCACGACCACACCGCGGUGCCGGCCUCGCUAUACCAGGAUGAACUGGAGCCCCCAUCACCACGUGUGGUAUUCUCCCCACUGCCCGUGGACGAUGUCUUUAAUACACUGGAAAGCCUCACUCAGAAACUCAAACUGCUGCAGGCCAUCGAGGAGAAGUUUAAUAUGAACGAGUGACAAGAUCAGGCGCGGCCCACUUCCAGGGACCCCCACUCUGGCAAGCAGCGAUGUGCACGCCCCCCCCCGCAACCCCGGACCGUCGCUCAAUCCGUGUGAAGCUAUGAGCCCCCAUCCAUGGCUCUGUCUGGCACAUUCACACUCACCUCGAGUACGGUAAUGUGACGUUUAAGACCGUUGCCAUUUUUUCUCUCCUUUUUUUUAACUGCUGUAUAAAAAACCCAGAUGUAAAAGACACUGGAUGGAGUUGACGAGGCAAUGCUUUUUUUAACUCGGCGCUUGGGCGUCUUCAAUUCAUUUCAAUCCCAAGGCUAAGUUGUACAAAGGUAGCCUCGCUUUCGUAAACACAAAAAACUUUCAGUUUGAGGUCGUCCUUAGUCCUUUGUGGGAUUGGACGGUGGGGGGGGUUGGUAAUUUAGGGGGGGGGAUGCACAAUUACAAGUAAUCGUCGUUUGCGAUGGGACCUUGGGAGAAAGCAGGAGCUGCUCAAUUGGCUUCUUGACGAGCUGGCUCUUUUUUUCUAAAGAGCUUGCGCAGGCAAGUACGUUUACCAGCACUUGCCAGAGCACUGUCAGAUCUCUGAAGUCAAAAGCCAAGUGUUCCAGCAUUACACCUACCUGCCUUUGACCCACCAAAGGUGUAAGAGGCUUUGCGGGCGUUUGAGGUCAAUGAAGCCAAUUGCGUUGGUUGUUCUGCAUUCCACCAACCUCCACCCACCUUCGCGACCUGCACCGACCAGCACGGUGAAGCACGGUCAAACAUCUCUCACGGGCCUACAAGGCCCUCAUCCAGCGGUGGAUCGACAAUAACAGGCUGUACGUGCGCACACACUUUACCGACGGCGCUAUCGUGCCGGCGCACUGGGGUUGUUGUGCACCUCCGACCGUGUCCGUCCGCGUACGCUGCGCGGUGCGGCAAGCAGGCCGGCUCGAGUACGCGGCGAGCCGGGGGGGGGGGGGACUGGGUAACCGUGUGUGCUACAUUUUUUUGAUUCCACAUCAGAUGCUGAGAAUGCAAUAUGGUGGGAGCCCCUUCCCCCCCACCUUCCCCCCUCUACUAUUCUUGGGAGAUUUAACCAAAACGAUGUAAAUGUGACAGGGUUUCAAAGGGGUGCUGUCUUCUUGUUUUUGUAGGCGUGUGUCACUUUUGAGUAGUCGGGGAAAGCCUCACGUAUUUAUCUGCUCUUAAAGAUUUAGCAAUGACCUCAGUACGGUUUUGGGCGGUUUGAUUUAUGCAUUGGAAGAAAACGCACACUUGUACAAACAGAAAAUUAUUAUUCACAAGCGUUUCGAUUCUCUAUACAUCAACUGAGGACAGCAAUCAGAGUUUUUAAAUUGUGCAAGUUUUGGGAGGGCCCGUAAUGUUAAUGAUACAUGUAAGAAUAAUGUUCAUGAUGAUUGAUGGUGGUGGUGAUGAUGAUGGUGGUGGUGUACAUGCAGACAUGCUGUAAGAGUAAUUAUACAUAUAUUUUUAAACGUUAAGAAUGUAAUCAUACGCGUGCUGAUUUUUAGGAGCCGACUAACCGCAUUAAUGAGCUGCUUAUUUUGUGGUCGCCCCUCCCGGUCGUCACUACAUGGCCAUCCCGCGUUGGGGUGGCCAUCUCUCCUUGGUAGUCGUGCGAUCUCUGGGACCCGUGUGCUCAGCCUUGACAAAACGUUGCGUUGUGACGAUGGCGUCGGAACACCGAGGGACGCUUGCGUGGGCUCGCGUUGGUAACCCCGUGGUCCCGGGUUUAGCCAGGCAGGAGGAACACAGGUCGUCGGUGCAGUACAACAGCGCGUAUCUGACUCGCCAGGGGGACGGAGGUCAAGGCGAAUGUGUGAACGUGCCGAGAGUGACCGUCACACCGUCGUGCACAAAUAAUAGGUCAGCGGACACAAAGCUCAAAGCUGCUUUGGAGGGAAGGUGCGCUUCGUGAGCGAGCGAGCGAAUGUUUCCUAGAGUAGGAGCACGCGAUCGUGCGUGACAACGGUCGAGUUUGUGAACGUCUACAAAAAAAGUUUAGUCGAACAGUGCACAUACACUGCACAAACACUGCACCGGGGCGAGGGCUGUUAAUCCUGACGGGGGCAGACACGUGACGGGUCGGAUAUGCGACAAUUUGUACUGUGGUUGGUUUCUACGGGAAGAGAGGGGAAUGAUGCUGGAACUCGGAUGGAUGGAACUGGGCAGCUGAUGAAACCCCCUGUUCAUGAAGCACGUCUUGGAUGUAGUCUCGCACCCCCGUCCCUGCCCACCACCACCAAUAGUUUGGCGAUUUUAUUUGGGGAUCGGGGAGGGGGCGGAGGGCUACGUUUCUUGAGCAAUAUGCAUAUCGCUGUGCUGGUAUCCCAUCAUCAGCAAUGACAACAGUGUAGCAUACUACGUGCCCAAGCACGUACGUAAGAGUACCAGUGAAUUGUUUGGCAGUUUUAUGGCUCAGGUAGACGAUUAAACAAACAAAAAAUGCACAAAUGGCAUUAAAACACUAAUUUCCUCUUCAAGCAAAACUGAACGACCGUCAGCCACUAGACCCUAAGCCGUAUGUGCUCUUUAAAGCAACCGAUGGCGAAACAUUCGUCCGUGGCUUGCCCGUAAGUGCUAAUUCUAGUUCAAAGCAAAUUUCCCUCUGGUACUGAGCAAUUACAGCGGCGGCAGCGGCAGUAGCAGCAGGGGCUGCUGGUCUGAGCUGCCCACCGCCACUGCCGCCCCCUCUAUGCAGUGUUGGGGAUCAUCUCGACCCACGGACACAUUGGCUCUGGCUGCCGGUAAAACGACGUUCCUUGUCGCCGCGUUGCCCCAUUGAAGAGCGGUCGUUUUUGUCCGACACCGAUUCCGAGCUGCUUUUUUUUUUACCGGAAGAUGUUUGGGUUUUAUAGUAGAUGCCGUGAACAAUGGGUUUAGUCGAAACUGUCUUUUUUUGUAAUCAUUUAAGGCUGCAUGGUUAAAAUGCUUUAAUUUGUGCUAGAUUGGCUCCUGAUCGUUCUUCCUUGGUGUCAAUUAUGGAGGGCUUUCUUUUGACCACAUGCAUUCCAUGCACUUUCUUUUACUGGACUUAGAUUCAUAUUAUUAUUGUUAUUAUAGUUAUGACAUUACACAGAUUACUGACUGGACUGCCGGAAACUGGCGACUUCUUGUGUGUUUCCCUUGUCUCUUAGAUACCAAUGGCAUAAGUAACAGGAGAAUGAUGUACAUUUGGGCCCUGUGUGCUAUUUAAUUUUAACACUAAUGCAAAAAUGCCAUAAUAUACAGUUUGUGGGUGAUGGCUGGGCAUGUAAUAUAAAUGAGGCCCUAAUUAUUGCGGGGCGAGUUGUAAUUAUAGACGUAUAGAGGCGCCUGUGACUUGUCCGCAAGGCACGCGGACACGUGUGUACGUUCAGAGAGCACCCGGCGGACGUUAACGGCGGAAGCUCGUGUUAUGCAUUGACAAUAAACAAACCCUUGUUGUAAACAGAGUGCCAUCUUUACCUUUGUGGUAUGGAACUCGCACGUGAUUUGCCCCAGGUAUUGUCACGGAAGUGUACAAUCGUUUGAAUCGGCAAAGAGCAGACGAUGACUUUGCUCAUCCGCUCCCGUGUCGUCGUCUGUUAAGAGGAGCCGUGCGCGACCUCUGAUGAUCAUUCAUGCGCCGUUACAGACCGUGCGGGGUGGCUGGUGGGGGAUUGCCUGUGCCCCCCCCCCCCCCACAAACGGUCGUCUUUGGUCGGACUAAGUUGGUUUGACGGAUACGAAAUGACUGAAUGAAUUGGUUUCCAGUGGAGGGCGUCGGAGAUUGUCACAUGUGACCUAUUAUUGUUGAGAGAACGGGCUGAUUUUUAUGAAAAUUUAAAUCUUAUUUGGAGAACCUUUCCAAAGCACUAAUUACCGUAGUUUUGGUGUGCACGAGUUCGUGGUACGGGAUGGAGUUCCACUAUCGGUUUAUCUCACUCAACGCAGGUGCACCCUUCCAAAACCCUGGAGAACGGAGUUAUGUACAUGAACGUGUUUGGAAAAUGAAGACGCUAAAUUGGAAUCUGAUCCAAUUUUUUUUUUUACAAACUCCGCAAACAAAAUUCACAUAAAGCCGAAACGUUUUACCUUGAAUUGGCUUUAUUUGUUUUAACUGGUUGAAAACUGAAAAUGUACAAAAUACCAUAUGGUCGAUUCCACGUGUAACAGAAUUAUAGCGUGCAACAGAGAACCAGAUACAGUGAAACCUCAAUAUAAUACAGUAAUAAACCACGGGGACCAUACAAAUGAAAUGCUGUUUGUGGGGAAACAUUCAAUGGGGGAAUGUUCGACCGCAGUCGUUGGGCCAAUGGGGGGAUACUUUUGGGGGGUUUUACAAAUGGGAGAUUGGAUACGGAAACCGCACGAAGCGGAAACGUUAUAAUGAGGCUUCACUCGUCACAAAAUGUAACGUUUGGACUUUGACGAGUUCAAAAGUGUUGGUGCGCCGCGUAAAAUGUCUUCAUUGACCCCGCGGCGUAUCGCACUUGCAUUGGUCUUGUAAUCCCGUUGCCGUGAUAUCGCCCAUAUACAUUUCCUUUAUUUUUGUUAUUUUUAUUAAGUCUAUUGAAAUGAAAUUGCAUCUACAGAUCGUGUACUUAUUUUUAUGAAAACAUUCUAUGCAUAGUAAAAAAACAAAUAAAACAAACAAACUCGU